Molecule: messenger RNA, 505 nt
Organism: Punica granatum (pomegranate)
Lineage: Eukaryota; Viridiplantae; Streptophyta; Magnoliopsida; Myrtales; Lythraceae
Source: RefSeq, a predicted model, not a curated record
AAUUCGUGCACAGAAAAUAUAUACCAAACAUCAUAUUCACCUACACAAACAAAAACAACAACUCCGCCAUAUACUAUACCCCUUUUCGCGUUCGAACCAUUCCAUUAGUACAGAGGAAAAGAGUUUUCAUCACAACAAUGGGGCGUUGGGUCAAACCUGAGGUGUAUCCGCUGAUGGCAGCCAUGGCAUUUGUGUCGGGUAUGUGCGUGUUUCAGCUCACCAGGAACGUUUUCCUCAACCCUGAUGUCAGAAUAAACAAGGCUCAUCGGAGUGUGCCGGUGCUCGAUAAUGCUGAUGAAGGAGAGAAGUACUCGCAGCACAGCCUCCGCAAGUUCCUCCGCACUCGUCCCCCGGAGAUCAUGCCUGCCAUCAACCAUUUCUUCUCCGAAGACAAUUAAAAAGACCAUAAUAAUUACACAUCUUGAAUAAGUAAAGAACAGAUUUUACAUGUGUAAAUCAGAGUGUUGUUCUGUCUUCUCAAUGAAAGCAAGGACGAUUUUUGACA